CACCACUCCACAAUGCAGUCUCACGCUUGCUGUACCGUUCCUCCUGUCAUUAGCAAGGGCUAUGACGCCAAGGGCUCUUACACAACCAUUGAUGGCAUGAAGACCUACGUUACUGGCUCUAGCGAUGCAAAGAAGGCACUCCUCGUCAUCUACGACAUCUUUGGGUUCAAGGACCAGACCAUCCAGGGAGCCGAUAUCCUCGCAACCAGCGACAAGGAGAACCAGUACCAGGUCUUCAUGCCCGACUUCUUCGAGGGCAAGCCAGUCGACAUUAGCGAUUACCCUCCUGACACUGAAAAGGGCGAGCGUCUCGGAAAGUUCUUCGAGACCACCGGUGCACCACCCAAGACCGUCAGCCGCAUCCCCAAGGUCAUUGACGAGAUCAAGAGCCAGAACAAGAACAUCACCUCAUUCGGCAUUGUCGGUUUCUGCUGGGGCGGCAAGAUUGUGAACCUGUCUUCGCAGAAGGAUACCGUGUUCAAGGCUGCUGCUGCAUGCCAUCCUGCCAUGGUUGACCCCAACGAUGCCGCUGGAAUCAGCAUUCCCAUUGCCAUGCUGCCUAGCAAAGACGAGGACAAGGAAGCUGUCGAGAAGUGGGAGCAGGGCGUCAAGACCAAGCACCUUGUCAAGUGGUACAACGACCAGUNNGCCGACCUCGAAGACGAGAAUGUCAAGAAGAACUACAUGGAUGCUUACGGCGUCUUGCUCAACUUCUUCCACGAGCACAUGUAA
Molecule: messenger RNA, 732 nt
Organism: Aureobasidium vineae
Lineage: Eukaryota; Fungi; Ascomycota; Dothideomycetes; Dothideales; Saccotheciaceae
Source: the annotation of a GenBank genome assembly